AUGGGAUCACUCGAGAGUGCGAUUAGCGGUGCUCUGGCAUCUUCACUAGCAGACACAGUGGUGUACCCUCUGGACGUAGCCAAAACUCUGAUUCAAACUCAGGCCAAACGGAAAGAAGAUAAAGAAGUCGCCAACGACAAGGAGGAAUACUAUGAAAACACUUGGGAUGCGCUGGUUAAGAUCAUGAAGGCUAGAGGGAUUCGCGGUCUCUACCAAGGUCUUCCUGCGUCAAUCAUAGCCGGCUUCCUUCAAAGCUUUUCUUACUUCUUUUGGUACAGCACCGUUCGCAAAGCGUUUUUCCGAUUUAAACUUAUCAGAGGAAAGAUCACCAAGUUUUCUACUCCCGAAGAAUUGCUCUUGGGAAUUGUAGCCGCUGCUGUCUCCCAAUUGUUCACAAGUCCUAUUGGUGUAAUUUCCAAAAGACAACAAACGGCAUCCAAGCUCGGCCAAACAGGGUUCAAAGACGCUGUACGACAGAUUUAUCAUGAUGAGGAUAAUUUGACUGGUUUCUGGAGAGGGCUGAAAGUGUCAUUAAUCUUAACCAUAAACCCAUCGAUUACCUAUACAUCCUAUGAGAAACUCAAAGAUGUAUUCAUAAAAUCUGAGAGUGUAAACAGGGGUGAGCUGUUAGAUACAUCGACUCAGCUCACACCGCGUCAAAACUUUAUUUUAGGAGUUAUCUCUAAAAUGAUCUCUACUGUCAUUACUCAACCUUUGAUCAUCUCCAAGGCUUGGCUGCAACGAACAGGGACCGAAUUUAGAUCUUUCCAAGAAGUUUUGAUAUAUUUAUACACCUCUGAAGGGUUUUUGGCACUUUGGAAAGGUUUAGCACCCCAGCUAUCCAAGGGUCUAUUGGUGCAAGGUCUAUUGCUUAUGUUCAAGGGGGAAUUGGCUAAACUCAUGAAAAGACUGUUUCUUCACUUGAGACAGAUCAAUCGCUUGAGGAAGUGA
Molecule: messenger RNA, 951 nt
Organism: Lachancea nothofagi CBS 11611
Lineage: Eukaryota; Fungi; Ascomycota; Saccharomycetes; Saccharomycetales; Saccharomycetaceae
Source: the annotation of a GenBank genome assembly